AUGGCGGACGUUUGGAUCUCUCGCAAGAAAUGGACGUGCAAGUACUGCGAUGUCACGAUCAACGACGACCUCGCCUCGAGGCGGCACCACGAGUCGGGCUUGAGACACAAGCAGAACAAGGAGAAGACACUUCAAGAUCUCUACCGCAAAGGCGAGCAGGAACGCAAGGUUGCCGAACAGACAAGAAAAGAGAUGGAGCGAAUUGAAGCGCUAGCGGCAGCGAGCUAUGCUAAGGAUCAAGCUGGAGACGGUUUGACAGCCCGGAUCUCGACCACGAAACCGACAACGACUGCCGCUUCAUCAUCGACGUCGACAGCGCCCGCUCGCUCGAAGCCUCCGCAGGCACAGAAUCGUCAUAGCGCAAAGUCGGCGGGGGAGCCGAAAGAGGAAGCGCUACAGCCGGUCGCUCAGGCGGGAGAGUGGGAGCAAGUGGAGCCAGCGCAAGCAUAUCAGCACCAGCUCACUGCAUCAACGUCGUUUGGGACAGAGACUUCGGACCGUGAAAGGGCAAGGUCGUUCCGUGUCAAAGAGAAAGUCGCUCGAAUCGACGACAGCGACGAUGAGAAUGAUCCGGCGCGCAGUGUCAUUCGAACCAAGAAGAAGCCACGCACAGGCACUACUUCGGUGAAAGCAGCGUCAGGGUUACUUUCAAGUGCCUCAAAUGUCAAGAAAGAAGAAGAAGUUGGUGACUCUGGUACGGUCAAGACUGAGCCGGAUGCUUCAACAGCCCCAUCAUCGAGCACGGAGCCGGAUUCUGCUGUAACAGCUCCAGGCCGAGUCAGUGCAGCGGUCAAAGAGGAGGAACGACAGGACGAUGCGAAAGUGUCAGAAUCUGUCAAGGAAGAAAGAGAUACCAGCAGCGGAGCAGGCGGAGGUCUCUUCAAGAAGCGAAGGGCCGGUGCAGGCGCCGGUGCCAAACGGGUGCGAGCCGUCAUAUGA
Ustilago hordei is the source of this 939-nucleotide messenger RNA. RefSeq lists its product as uncharacterized. The record is from RefSeq and is a predicted model, not a curated record. Gene Ontology annotation, biological process: mRNA splicing, via spliceosome. Bases 1 to 939 code for a protein of 312 amino acids. The transcript has a single exon. Gene Ontology annotation, molecular function: zinc ion binding; RNA binding. NCBI's taxonomy places the organism in Eukaryota, Fungi, Basidiomycota, Ustilaginomycetes, Ustilaginales, Ustilaginaceae. Gene Ontology annotation, cellular component: nucleus; precatalytic spliceosome.